CAUUGAGGAUACCAGAAACAUACCAGAAAGAUUGGGGAUAGGACGUGCAGGAGUGUCGGGACUGGAAGGGGAAUGCACCUGCGGUGUUGGCAGGACGAGGAACGGACCAAGAGCACGGAGGGGGGAGGAGGGGAGGAGAGGUCUAUUGCGGGGUGUUGGGAUAGGGAUGAGAGAGGGACGUGCUGGGGAACCUCAGGGACUGGAAAAGAGGGUAGGCGGAACAUGGGUUCGCCCCAUCUGCUCCUUUCGCCCCCACCCUAAGCCCGUCGGCUUUCCAUAGUGCUCUCUAGCCAAAAGGAAAUGAGCCACUGCCAGGGAAUUAACGGGAGCUGGGAAGGGCCAUUUCUCGCCCUGUGCGGCUGUACCGCAGCUGGGCUCUCCUUGUUCUGAGAGCAGUUAAACGUGGUCUGGAAGAAGUGUUCUUCCAGUCCGGGAUCAUUCCGACUCCACUCCUCCCCGUGUCAGAGCUAUCCCAAAUCUCGGGAUCUGACCCUCACGCCCAACCCCAGUCCGGGGCCCCUGAGCCCACGACUGCAGUACACAUCUCCUCCUGGUCCGGGAGUAUCUCGGCUCCGGAGUGACACUACGCAGGCGCAGUGGGUCCCAUCCGAGGAACGUUCCAUCCUCUCGCUCUCCUCCUUCCCGCCUCCCACCCCACCCCUUUUGCCCUAGGCUCCACUGCAGCUCUGGUUGGGACUCGUGUCAACCCCUGCGACCCUACUCCCUCCUGUCGGCUUCUGCAUCCGCCACACCCUGCUUUCCCUGCUUCCCUGCUUCCCUGCUUCCCUGCCCGUGCCCCAGCUAUUAUAUUUGCAUGAAUCCUCCUCCUCUCGGUGGUCCCUUCCGUGAGCCAGCCCACUCCCACUCCCCCCCUCCCUAUUAUCAUUUCCCACUCUUCCCCAGGGUUUUAUUUUCCGGGUAGAGCUAUUAUCAUGUUUCUUAAUCCUUGAACAAAUGGCAUAUUAUCUUCCCAAAUUAGAUUCCUCAAUUUACCUUUCAUAGUCUCUCAAUUGUAGCUUCAUCCAUCUGGCAACUGAAACAUUCCGGUGCCCAGGAUGGUGGGAGAACGCAGAAGCAGAGACCUGCUGGUGCCCCUGGGCCCACGACUGCAGGCGUACCCCGAGGAACUGCUGCGGCAGCGCCAGGGCCACGAUGGGCAUCCAGAGUACUUGAUCCGUUGGACUGUCCUUCAGCGUGGGAAGGAGGGCGGAGUGGGCAGCGGCAGCUCCAUAGAGGGCAAGGCAGAGCACAUCCUCAUGUGGCUCUCUGCCCCCGAGGUCUACGCCAACUGCCCCAUGCUCCUUGGCGAGCGAGCCCCAGCCAAGGGGCCCCAGCACGAACCCGUGGGCAGCGUGGGCGCCUUUCCCCGGGAUGCCGGGGGGCUGGACGAAGCCUCUCUGGGAGAGAUGGCCGCAGACGUCCGAGGACUGGUGCGUCGAGCCGCCCGGCAGCUGGAUGGGGGGGGGAGCUCGAGUCCCGCAGCCUCGGUGCUACACACCAUCCACGUGCUCAGCGCCUACGCCAGCAUCGGACCCCUGGCUGGCGUCUUCCGGGAGACGGGGGCCUUGGACCUGCUCAUGCACAUGCUGGGCAACCCCGAGUCCCAGAUUCGCAGGAGUGCCGGGAAGAUGCUGCAGGCCUUGGCGGCCCACGACGCUGGGAGCAGGGCCCAUGUGCUCCUGUCACUGAGCCAGCAGGAUGGCAUCGAACAGCACAUGGACUUUGACAGCCGCUCCACUCUGUUGGAGCUGUUUGCAGAGACCACAUCCUCCGAAGAGCACUGCAUGGCCUUUGAAGGGAUCCACCUGCCCCAGAUCCCCGGAAAGCUGCUCUUCUCCUUAGUGAAGCGUUACUUGUGUGUCACGUCCCUCCUGGACCAGCUAAGUAGCAGUGUGGAGCCAGGGUCUGGGGAGUGGGGAAACCGGUGCUCCCCUAACAAGUCCUCCAGUGUGGAGAAGAGCCGUGGCCAGAGGGAACUGGAGUUUAGCAUGGCCAUGGGCAACCUGAUUUCAGAAUUGGUUCGGGGCAUGGGAUGGGACCGGGGCCCAGGGAGGCAGCCUGCGUCUCCCCCUCGGCCCGCCCGGUCUAUCUUUCAGCCCAGGUCCUCUGUGCCGAGCACCAUCCUCCCCACCCUGCUUCCCCCUGCUUCCCCCAGGAGGCCGAGCCGGGCCUUCAGGCCUCGGUCUGAGUUCUCGAGCCUGAGUGGCUACGCGGACUACGUCCAGGAGACCCUGCAGCCAGGGAUGCGCGUUCGAAUGCUGGAGGAUUAUGAGGAGAUCAGUGCUGGGGACCAAGGCGAGUUUCGGCAGAGCAACAAUGGAAUGCCCCCUGUGCAGGUGCUGUGGCAGUCGACAGGCCGCACAUACUGGGUGCACUGGCACAUGGUGGAGAUUCUGGGUCCUGUAACUGAGGACAAAGUUACUACUGAGCCAGAGAAAGGAACUGGGGGCAGCAGGUGCCUGGCCCCAAGUAUAGCACGUCCGUUCUCAGAGUGGAAACCCGUUGUGGGACUGUAUGCUCUGCCGUACCUUAAAGCUGAGGCUCAGAGCAACACAGAGUCUGGGUGUCUGAGCCAGGCCGAAUGGUGGGAACUUCUUUUCUUCAUCAAGAAGCUGGAUGGACCUGAGCAACAAGAGUUUCUCCGGCUUCUCCAGGAGAACUCGGAUGGGGAGCCUGUGGAAGAAGAAGCCCUUGGUGAACUCAAAGUAUCUGUGGAGUUGGCAAAGAAGCUGGUCCUGGCACUCAGUAGGCAGGUUCAAGGCAGCACCCACAAUGACCUGCUUAAUUCGAUUGUUUACAACAAAUUCAGGUUACAGCCUGUGGAGAAUUCAGCCAAUCCUACUCCUCCAGAGCCUGGUCAGGACACCUGCAGCCCUGAGGCCCCAUUUCUAGACACCAAAUCAGAGGUGGAGGUGAAAGGGCAGAUUAAAUCACUAGAGGUGGAGGAGUCAUCAACAGCACCAGAAGCUGAGCUGCUGUUUCGGAGCCUCAUGGGGGCUGCAGAGCCCUCUGGACAGCAGCUCCUGGAGCUGGAGUUAAGCAUAUGCCAGGAGGGCAUUGGGGAGGGUCAAGUGAGCCGGCUCCUGGGGCAGCUCCAGCACCAGCCCCAAGCCUUCCUGCUGCUGCUACAGAACCUGGAGACCCCCGAGAACAAGGCCCUUCAAAUGACUGGGCUGAGAAUACUGAGCUGUCUCCUGGAUGUCUGUGUGGACUCAACUCUUCCUUGGCACAAAGUGGCCUCCUCCUGUUUGGCCAGCCUGAGAACACUCAACAAAGACCAUGAGGUGGUCCAGGGAUUAAUUUGUUUCCUGCAUCGCCUGGUCACACUCCACAAGGACUGCGCAGUGGUUCUGUGCCAGCUGGGAGCUCGAGAGAUUCUCACCAAGGCCCUGGACAAGCACAAGGAACAACUGUUUCUGGGCUCUGAGCUCCAAGAUCUAGUGGGCGAAUAUGAGAAGCACGCCCAGCUUUAUAGCAACCUCACCAAAAGCAUCUUGGCCGGCUGCAUCCAGAUGGUUCUUGGCCAGAUUGAAGAGCACCGAAGAACCCACCGGCCCAUUAACAUCCCUUUCUUUGACGUCUUCCUCAGGCAUCUCUGCCAGGGCUCUGAUGUGGAUGUGAAGGACAAGUGUUGGGAGAAGAUGGAGGUGUCGUCCAAUUCUCUCGGGGCCAGCAAGCUGACUGACCAAAACCCCAAGACUUACUGGGAGUCCAGCGGCACUACAGGGUCUCACUACAUCACAUUACACAUGCACCGAGGGGCUGUUGUCAGGCAGCUGAUUCUCCUGGUGUCUAAGGAAGACUCAAGCUACAUGCCAGCCCGGGUGGUGGUGCUGGGCGGAGACCAUGCCCGCUCUGUCAGCACAAAGCUCAGCACUGUAAACAUCAUGCCUUCUGACACGCGGGUGCUUCUUCUGGAGAACAUGACCCGCUUCUGGCCCAUCCUACAGAUCCAUAUCAAGCGCUGCCAGCAGGGUGGCAUUGACACCCGUGUGCGAGGGGUGGAGGUUCUGGGCCCCAAACCCACUUUCUGGCCACUGUUCCGCGAGCAGCUGUGUCGCCGCACUCACCUUUUCUACACUGUUCGAGCCCAAGCCUGGAGUCAAGAUAUUGCUCAGGACCGGAAGCGCCUGCUGCAGCUCUGCCCUAGACUGAACGGGGCUUUGCGCCAUGAGCAGAGUUUUGCAGAUCGAUUCCUCCCUGAUGAUGAGGCUGCCCAGGCACUGGGAAGGACCUGCUGGGAAGCCUUGGUCAGCCCCUUGGUGCAGAGCAUCACUGCCCCUGAUGGCAGUGGGGUGAGCCCCCUGGCCUGGCUGCUGAGCCAGUACCUGGAGCACAGAGAGAAGGCCCGGAACAAACAGGAACAAGCAGAUGCUUUUACCUCACGUGUCCGAUGUCUCACUCACCUGCUGGUGCAUGUGGAGCCUCCCUCGGGUCUCCAGUCCAAGUUACUCACCUGGCCUAAUGGCAAGAAUAGUAAGAGUCGGGAGCUGAACUCGGGGGCUGGACUGGGACCUCCUGGUGGCAGCCUGAGGGGUAUCACCCAGUGUUGGAGGGGAGUGGUACAAGAGCAGGUGAGCAGGUUUCUGACCGCGGCCUGGCAGGCCCCGGACCUCGUGCCCAGCUACUGCGACAUCUACGAACGGCUCCAGAGCGCUGGGGCGGAGCUCUUUGGGCCGCGGGCAGCCUUCACGCUGGCCCUGCGCCAGGGCUUCUCUGGGGCUCUUCUGCAGCUUUCCUUCCUCACCGCUGCCCAUGUGAGCGAGCAGUUCGCCCGGCACAUCGACCAGCAGAUCCAGAGGAGCCGCGUGGGCGGCCCUCAGGGGGAAGAGAUGCUGGGCCAGCUGCAGCGGAGCCUGGAGCCCAUGAUGGUCCUGUCUGGCCUAGAGCUCGCCACCACCUUUGAGCACUUUUACCAGUACUAUCUGGCAGACCGCCUCCUGAGCCUGGGCCCGAGCUGGCUGGAGCGGGCCGUGCUGGAGCAGAUUGGGCUCUGCUUCCCCAACCGACUACCCCAGCAGAUGCUGAGCAGCCUGAGCACGUCGGAGGAGCUGCAGCACCAGUUCCACCUCUUCCAGCUUGAGCAGAUCGACCAGCAAUUCCUGGAACAGGAAGAGGAUGAAGAGCAAGGGCUGGAGGCCUAUCCCCAGGAAGAGCCAGUGGAGGAGCUGGUGGCUGAGGAGCCAGUCCCUGAAGUGUCUGUGCUGGUCCUGUCUCCCCGCUGCUGGCCUGUGUCCCCCCUCUGCUACCUGCACGAGCCCACCAAGUACUUCCCCCCCGCUCUCAGCACCAGCCUCACCCGGUUUUCCAACUUCUACAGUCAGAGUCAGAAUCGGCCAGUCUUGGGGUCACAGCGCCUACUGCAGUGGUCAUGGUUGGGCAGGGCCGAACUGUCAUUCAGAGCUCAGAUUCUUCAUGUCUCUACAUUACAGAUGUGGCUUCUUCUGCAUUUUAACCAAAUGGAGGAGGUGGCCUUGGAGACUCUGCUGCAGACCUCAGACCUGCCCUCAGAGCUUGUGAUGCAAGCACUUGAGCCCCUCACUUCAGGGCUUGGCCCCCUGACCCUCCAGGAAGGCCAGGGCCUCCCACCUGGGGGUGUGCUGCGACUUCGGGAGGUGGAGAAGGAGCCUGGGGGGGAGGCCUUGUGGCUGCUCCCCCCCCAGACAUACCUGAGUGUGGAGGAGGACGAGUGCCGAACCCUGGAGAGGAAGAGGAACCUCCUGAGCUGCCUCCUUGUCCGAAUCCUCAAAGCCCAUGGCGAGAAAGGCCUGCAUAUUGAUCAGCUUGUCUGUCUGGUACUGGAGGCCUGGCAGAAGGGCCAGUCUUCCCCGAGAGACCCGGGCAACAGCAUGGGCGGUGAGGAUGAGUGUAAUGGGGCCGAUGUCCUCUCCUGCAUCCUCCAUCUCCUGGGCCAGGGCUAUGUUCGAAGGCAGGAAGACCGGCCCCAAGUCCUGGCAUAUGCAGCUCCGGAGCCAGAGGGGCCUCCCCUUGCACCCCCCAACCUGGUUGCCUUAGGGCCUGCCCCACCCUCUACCUUCCACACCCUGGAGAUCCGAACCCGAACAACCCCCAGCCCCUCCCCUCCUGCUCGGACUUUUUCCACCUUCCGAUAGCCCGGCCUCUGGGGUGAUUUCCAGAGGAAUAGGAUCCAGGACUCUGCUCGUAGGGAGGCUUGGGAAGGGAAGACGAAGGAGGCAGCCCGGGCACCGGUGAGGAAGGGCAGUCGUUAGGAAAAGCUCUCAAGGCAAAAUGCCCAACAACUUUUAGCCACACCUGAGUUACUGGAAAGAGCACCAGGCGGGAGUCUGGGAAGACCUGGGUUGGAAUCCCUGCCUAGAGAACUAAGUAGAUGGGCGACUUCGGGCAAGUCAGUUCAUUCUGUCCCUUGGCCUCAGUUUUCUCAGCUGUAAAAUGGAGAUAUAUGCACUGCCUACCUCACGGGAGUGCUGUGAGCCUUAGAGCCCUAGAGAAAGGGGAGUUGCUGCCAUUCUAGGGACCCGAGCACGCUGCACAGGGAGCUAGCAGGCCCUCCCGGGAUCUCCCAGUAAGCCGAAGCCCCUCCCCCAACGCCCUCCGGCCCGGCCCCGCCCCUCUCCGCUUCCGCCGCUGCGCUCCGCCGAGUUGCCUCGGCUCGGGUCCCGCCCGCACUGCAGCCCGGAGCGGCACGCCCAGGCCAGGGCCGAGCCCAGGCAGGGGCGGGGCCGCGGGACCAGGUUCCUCCUAGUGGGAGGAAGGAGUUGAGAAAUGGGGAGAGACACGGGGCCGUGUCCUGCGCGGAGCGCCAGCACCAGCCGCAGGCUGCCCAGAGAGGUGACAGAGAGGGGCGAGAAGGGGGCCGGGGACCCAUGACAGUCCCUAGGGACAAAAGAGUGGGUAUGCGCGGGCCCAGGGUGGAGGAGGGAGACUCUGGCUCAGGCAGGCAGUAGGGGAAGGACACCCUAAGAGAGCGGGAGGAGAGGCUCAGCACCUUAGGACCCGAGGCAGGGGCAAGACAAAGGGGAAUGGGAGCUAGAGACAGAGCAGUAGGCAAAGGGCGAGAAGGAAUGCCCAGCUGUGGGUGGACACAAAGGGCUUGGCAGGAUGGUAUCCUCUUGCCCCACAUGGCUGGUAGUGGCCCUCAUUUCAGGAAGCAUGCUGCUGGCCGAUGGUUAUCUCUUGGGACAGAGCCCAGGAGGUUGGUGGCUGGGUCUGGGGUUGCUGCUUUCUGCAGGCAACAUCUGCCUGAUCUUGGUGCUUCGCCCUGUGGUGGCUGGUGCUGGUGCCCAAGCCCAUACCACCCGGCGGGGCUGCGCCAUGUUGCUCUGGUUUCUCUACAUCUUUGUAUUAGAGUUAAAGGUCUACUUCAUUUACCGGAGCUGCCGGGCUGAGGGUCACUGCCCCGGGCCCCCCGCCCGCCAGGCCUUCACCCUGGUGCUGGCCCUCAGUGUGCCUGGACUCUUUGCCCUGCUGGGAUCUCCAAAGACCCCCGAGAUCCUAUCAACCUUCCGAUGGCAUGAAGAACUCCGGAGCCACCUGCUGUGGGUGGUCAUGGAUUUGCUGGAUGUUUUAGACGUACAGGCUGGGCUGUGGGAGCCACCUCAGAGGGUGUUGCCCUUCUGGGCAGAGGGCGUCACCUUCUUCUACUGCUAUGCCCUGCUGCUCUUGCUGCCGUGCGCAGCCCUGGGCGAGCUCAGCCUGCAAGGCCCACAGCCCCUGCCACAUCGCAUGGUGCUCUACCCACUCCUCAGCCUGCUCACGGUUAAUCUGGCCACGAGCCUCAUCCGGGCCACUCAUCUCCUCCUGUUCCACGAUACCUAUGUCUCCAGCAUCUUUCUAGGAAAGAACCUGCUGGCCUUGGCCCUCAAGCUCUGCAUGUUUCUGCAGUACCGGAAACAGUGGCUUUCUGGUCCACCAUCACCCCAGCCUCCCACUGACCCUGGCCUUUUAGGCCCAGCUCAGGCUGUGAGGCCAACAUGACUUGCCCCUUUGUGCAGGGAGAUGGGAUGGACAUGGACUAUCCCCCUAAACUAUCACUUUCAACAGCACAACUUGCCUGAGUCCUUUCACCUUCAACCUGGACCUGCAGAUUGGGACUGUGAGACAGGACCUGGAUACAAGUCUGUUGUUUUAAACAAAGUACUAUCUGCAGGGGCUCCAGAUGGUCUUUUGUCAAUAAGCUGUCCAAAUCAAAGCAGUCUGAUGCAGACUGAGGUCCUCAAGUGUCAGACUCGGCACAAAUAAAGCUAUAACUGAC
Messenger RNA from Antechinus flavipes (yellow-footed antechinus), 8233 nucleotides. RefSeq names its product cullin 7 (gene CUL7). Gene Ontology annotation, molecular function: ubiquitin protein ligase binding. The coding region runs from base 1056 to 6113 and encodes 1685 amino acids. Gene Ontology annotation, biological process: ubiquitin-dependent protein catabolic process. The record is from RefSeq and is a predicted model, not a curated record. Lineage: Eukaryota; Metazoa; Chordata; Mammalia; Dasyuromorphia; Dasyuridae. The transcript has 26 exons. Gene Ontology annotation, cellular component: cullin-RING ubiquitin ligase complex.